Molecule: messenger RNA, 1108 nt
Organism: Psylliodes chrysocephalus
Lineage: Eukaryota; Metazoa; Arthropoda; Insecta; Coleoptera; Chrysomelidae
Source: the annotation of a GenBank genome assembly
AUGUCAUUGGUUUUCCGAUAUCUAUGGUUCUGUUUUGUACAUAUUUCGUGUCUGAUUAUUUGACUUUGUCAAAUUUGUCACACAUCUAAUUUUCCACUCAAUCACAAAAUUCCGGUAAAUCUUAAUUUUGCUUAAAAUUUACAAUCGCCCGCUAUGGUUUGUAUCAUGUUGACGAAGUACAAAAUCACAUAGUCUACUGUAUACUCCAGUAUCACAAUGAAAUUAUGAGUUUGGAUUAUAAAUUUUCAGCGAAAACAGUCAUCGGCGAUGGUCGAACAACCAUGCAGCUUUUGGAUGCGAUCAAGGAAUGGAUCAAAAGUUUAAACGAUAAGGAUGUCCCGCAUUUCAUACAAGAUGAACUAGUUGUGCUGUUUCUAACAUGUUUAGAUAAUAAUAUCGAUGUAACUAAAAAUUCCAUUAUUGCUUUUUAUAAGCUGAGAAAAGAAGCUCCAGAUAUUUUUGAUGGAAGAAUUGUGUGUAACGAAGACAUCAUUUUAGCGCUAAAUACAAUGACCAUGAUUAUGAUACCAACGAGAACAAGCUCAAACGAUGUUAUUCUUCUAUUUAAAUUGAAUGAUUCUAAUUACAAAAAUUUUGACGCAAUUUCAACAAUGAAGCUGUGUUUUAUGCUUAUGGACUUGACUUAUCACGGCAGUCCCCCCAAUGGGUUGAUACUGUUAGUUGAUACUGAAAUGUUUGGCUUCAAGCAUAUGGCUAGAUUAAAAAUGGAUGCUUUAAAAAAGUUUUUCACGUUCCUUCAAGAAGCCCUGCCGUUGAAACUAACUGGAUUUCAUUUUCUGAAUUCCAAUUUCGUCUUAAGAACUCUUUGGUCUAUGGUUAAAGUGUUUAUUAAAGACGAUGUGUUACUUAAGUUUUUUCUACACGAACCCGAUCCAAAGCAAGAGCAGUUAUUUAAAUACAUACCAAGAGAAUGCCUGCCCAGAGAAUAUGGAGGAGACUUGCCUGGCAUCACGAUUUUGCAAGAUUUAACGGUACGCAAACUUAAGGCGAAUCAAGAAUUUUGGAAUAAAGAAGAAGCUUUACGAAAAGAAUUUAGUUUAAUUCUAAUGUAAUUAGGCAAUAAAUAAAAACCAAUUAUGUAGUUUCA